AUGGCAAAGAAGCUCAAAUUUCUCGACCUAACAUGUUGUGGAUCCUUGGAAAAUACGGACUUCCUCUCGCCUUUUAAGAAUUUAGAGGUUUUGAUCCUCAAUUAUUGUACAAGCCUGCAGCAAGUUGACUCUUCGAUUGGAGACAUGAAGGACCUCGUUCGCUUGGACUUGAGCUACCGUUGGAAACUCAUGACGCUUCCGGAAGAAAUAGAUAUUUCUGGAACCGGUAUAGAAGAAUUGCCCGGAGGUAUUGGGAGGCCGAGAAAGCUCCGAGAGUUGCGUGCUUCGAGUUGCGAGAAUCCGAAAGGGGAAAGGAGAGAAAGCAUGUGCAAUCUUUCAUCCCUACAACGCCUUGAUGUUAGUGGCUGCAAGAAGCUCCAAUCUCUCGCGGACCUUCCUUCCACCUUAACAUAUUUGGGAGUCACCCGUCAAAGUCGCAAAUUGCCUUCACUCUCCCACCUAACCCGUCUCAAGGAGCUAAAAGUCACUUGCUGUGAAUUCAUCGAGUGCAUCCAGGAGCUUCCAUCAACACCACUAAAGAAUUCUGAAUGCUCCCAACCGACGGGUGUUGAAGAAUCGGAAUUGCCACAAUCCCUAAACACUCCCUUCAAGUUGGAAAUCUUGGAAGUCUGUGAAUGUGAAUCUAUUGAAAUACUGGACGUUUCACAGUUUAUCCAUCUAAGGACAUUAUCUGUCGAUCGUUGCUGGAAUUUACUUGAAGUUCGAGGUCUUGAUAAAUUGAAAUAUUUGGGAUCCUUGACCGUUGAGUCCCGCAAUUCGGUUGAACGGUUGGAGCUUUCAAAGUCCGAGGGUCCGUAUGAAGUGCACGUUAAAGAUUGCGCAAACUUAGCCGAAAUUCAAGGCCUCGAUAGGUUAGAGUUUUUGGAACAUCUAGAUAUCACCGGAUGCGCUUCAAUUGAAAGGCUGGACCUUCCAAAAUCCGGGAUUAUGAAUAUGUUAGAUGCUAUAAACUGCGCAAAAUUAGCCGAAAUUCAAGACCUCGAUAGGCUGGAGUUUUUGGGAUGGCUAGAUAUCUCCGGGUGCGCUUCAAUUGAAAGGCUGAACCUUCCAAAAUCUAAUAGUCUCGAAGUACUUACGUUCGACUAUUGCGAAAGCUUAGUCGAAAUUCGAGGCCUCGAUGGGUCACAGUUCUUGGGAGAGUUGCAUAUCUCUUGUUGCACUUCAAUUGAAAGAUUGGACCUUCCAAAUUCGAUAGUCCUGGAGAACUUAAAUGCUGAUGGUUGCGAAAGCUUAGUCGAAAUUCGAGGCCUCGAUGGGUUACGAUUCUUGGAAGAGUUGAAUAUCUCUUCUUGCACUUCAAUUGAAAGAUUGGACCUUCCAAAUUCCGAUAGUCCGAAGAACUUAAAUGCUGAUGGUUGCGAAAGCUUAGUCGAAAUUCGAGGCCUCGAUGGGUUACAAUUCUUGGGAGAGUUGCAUAUCUCUUGUUGCACUUCAAUUGAAAGAUUGAACCUUCCACAUUUCAAUAGUCCGAAGAACUUAGAUGCUAGCUUUUGCGAAAGCUUAGUCGAAAUUCAAGGCCUCGAUGAGUUACCGUUCUUGGAAGAGUUGAAUAUCUCCUGGUGCACUUCAAUUGAAAGAUUGAACCUUCCAAAAUCCAAUAGUCUGAAGAACUUAGAUGCUAGCUUUUGCGAAAGCUUAGUCGAAAUUCAAGGCCUCGAUGAGUUACAGUUCUUGGAAGAGUUGAAUAUCUCCUGGUGCACUUCAAUUGAAAGAUUGAACCUUCCAAAAUCCAAUAGUCCGAAGAACUUAAAUGCUGAAUAUUGCAAAAGCUUAGUCGAAAUUCGAGGCCUUGGUUGUUUGGAGUUCUUGGAAGCGUUGAAACUCUCUUGUUGGACUUCGCUUGAAAGGCUACCAAACUUAUGUUGCUUUGACUCCUUGAAAAGUUUGACUAUCAACGGGUGUGACAAGCUUCAAGACAUACAGAGCCUAGAGAGAUUCUCAUCCCGCAAAAUUUUAUGGAUUGAUGAAUGCAAGUCCUUAGCAAAAUUACCGAACUUGUCAAGUUUUCGUGAUUUGCGAGAAUUGUUCCUGUCAAACUGUCAUGAACUUCGAGAGAUCCCGGGGCUUGAGGAGUCAAUAUCUCUAGAACGUAUUACUAUCUCGGGAUGUUCCUCGAUUGAGAUCCUACCGGAUUUGUCAUCAUGUACCCGCUUGAUGAGUCCGAUUGUGCGAGAUUGCGAGAAAUUGACCGAGAUUCGAGGGCUCGAGAAACCGGAGCAGCUAGCGGAAAUGGAUAUUUUCGGAUGCAAGUCACUUAAAACAAUUCCGGAAUUGUCUGGAAGGCAGCUUUAUCAAAAUUACGAGAGAAAGCCAUCUUUUUCUGUUAGGGCCCUUGGGGGGAUAGAAUUUGGAUAG
Messenger RNA from Rhodamnia argentea, 2376 nucleotides. Its product is annotated as putative adenylate cyclase regulatory protein. NCBI's taxonomy places the organism in Eukaryota, Viridiplantae, Streptophyta, Magnoliopsida, Myrtales, Myrtaceae. The record is from RefSeq and is a predicted model, not a curated record. The transcript has 2 exons. Bases 1 to 2376 code for a protein of 791 amino acids.